UAGAGAAUUAGUCCAAAAACACGUUGUAAGAUUUCCAGGUUGUUUAUCUUGACGUAAACAGUACGUGCUAAACAUACACAAGUCACUCUCUUGAUAUUGACACUGAAACAUAGACCAAUAAACAAACAUUGAGAGCUACAAUCCAUCCAUUAGUACAGAAUCUCUAAACAAUCUCCUGAAUCCAGCUCAGCUUUAGUACUGUAUUAAAGUAAGUUUUGUUCAGAGGGUCCACCCUUUAGUUCCACACACUAGACAAUCAACACUAAGGCCUUCCUUUAAUUCCUAAAAAUCUACACCAUGUUGUUUUGCUGUGUGUCCAUGUGUAUAAAACAUCAGGUAUGGCAGUAUGCAGUCAUCCAGCAAACGGUGAAGGAGCAUCCAGAUCAUCUCUACACACUGAAUCAUCAUGGAGUCCAGAGCUUCUCUCUCCAUUCUAGCCCUGCUGCUUGGCUUAUCGCAAGCUCUCUAUCUCACCCAAACUGACGGGGAAGACAUGACAACUAGGAUUCUCACCAUCAACAAAGGAUCGAGUGAACUGCUGAUGGAGGGAGACAUACUCGCAAAAAGAAGCAGGAAUGCUCUAGUCUGCCUCUACAACAACUGUUUUUGGAAAAAGUCUUCAAAUGGCUUGGUGAAGGUUCCUUACACAUUGAGCUCAGAUUUCUCUUCUUCUGAUACGACUAUAAUUGCCAAUGCCAUGGCGAGUUUCCACAACAAAACCUGCAUUCGUUUUGUUCCCAGAAAAAAUGAAACUGACUACAUCAGCAUCAAGAACAAUGAUGGCUGCUACUCUGAUGUGGGCAAAACAGGCGGUUCUCAGGUAGUCUCUCUCAGCAGGUUGGGCUGUGUUUACUAUGGCGUCGUCGAGCAUGAGCUGAACCAUGCACUCGGUUUCUACCACGAGCACGUUCGAAGCGACCGUGAUAAAUAUGUCACCAUCAACUGGCAAAACAUUGACCCAACAACAAAGUCUAAUUUUGAUUUGAAGAACACCAACAACCUCAACACGCCGUACGACUACUCCUCUGUGAUGCACUAUGGAAACACAGCUUUCUCCAUCAAUGGUCUGGACACCAUCACCCCUAUUCCUGAUCCUUCUGUAAAGAUUGGCCAGAGACAAGAGCUUUCCACUAUCGACAUUAAGAGGAUCAAUGUUCUCUACAAGUGCUGACCAUGUCCAGAAUGUUUGCCUUGAUUUAAAUUAACUUUGAAAUCGUAUUGCAGUUAAACAUACAUUACAUAGUGAUGACAUCACUUACUGUGGUAACCAAGUAUGUAAUGAUGCAAUAA
This is a messenger RNA of Silurus meridionalis, 1290 nucleotides long. RefSeq names its product hatching enzyme 1.2-like. NCBI's taxonomy places the organism in Eukaryota, Metazoa, Chordata, Actinopteri, Siluriformes, Siluridae. Bases 407 to 1171 code for a protein of 254 amino acids. The transcript is spliced from 4 exons. Gene Ontology annotation, molecular function: metalloendopeptidase activity; zinc ion binding. Gene Ontology annotation, biological process: proteolysis. The record is from RefSeq and is a predicted model, not a curated record.